CGCGACGACGACGACGACGACGACGCGACCGCGACGGCGCGCGGGGCGAAGACGCGGGCGGGUCCGGCGAGAAGGCGUCGACCGCGAUCGACGCGCGCGCGACCGGCGCGCGAACGACCGACGCGACGCGUGAACGACGAGGACGGACGGUGAAGAGGACGGGAUUCGGCGGCGGCGGCGAGGCGACGGGACGGCGUCGAUUGGAUUUGAUUGGAUUGGAUUCGAUUGAUUCGACGAGGAACGAGGACGCGAAUCGCGUCGAGCGCGACGCGAGAUGCCGCAGAAUGAACACAUCGAGCUGUUCCAGAAACGGUACGGGAAGCGAUUGGAUCAUGAGGAGCGGACGCGGAAGAAGGAGGCGCGCGAGCCGCAUAAACGGAGCCAGGUGGCGAAGAAGUUGAUAGGACUCAAGGCGAAGCUGUACGCGAAGAAGCGACACAAGGAGAAGGUGGAGAUGAAGAAGACGAUUAAUUCGCACAGUGAACGGAAUAAUAAGCACAAGGUGGAAGAAAAGGCGCAACCGGGGGCGAUACCGGCGUAUUUGAUGGAUCGCGAGCAGACGUCCAGGGCGAAGGUGCUGUCGAACACGGUGAAGCAAAAGCGAAAGGAAAAGGCGGGGAAGUGGGAGGUGCCUUUGCCCAAGGUGCGACCGGUGGCGGAGGACGAGAUGUUCAAAGUCAUGCGAAGCGGGAAACGAAUGAAAAAGUCGUGGAAGCGCAUGAUCACAAAGGCCACGUUCGUCGGUCCGGGAUUCACGAGAAAGCCGCCGAAGUACGAACGCUUCAUUCGACCGAGCGGUUUGCGUUUCACCAAGGCACACAUCACCCAUCCCGAGCUCAAGGCGACGUUUCAGCUGGAAAUUUUAGGCGUCAAGAAGAACCCGAACGGCCCGAUGUAUUCGUCUUUGGGUGUGCUCACCAAAGGGACGAUUAUCGAGGUCAACGUGAGCGAGCUCGGUCUCGUCACGCCGGGAGGCAAAGUCGUCUGGGGGAAGUACGCACAAAUCACGAACAACCCCGAGAACGACGGUUGCGUCAACGGCGUGCUAUUAGUUUAGUCCCUCGUACGCGUUGCGCUG
Molecule: messenger RNA, 1078 nt
Organism: Ostreococcus lucimarinus CCE9901
Lineage: Eukaryota; Viridiplantae; Chlorophyta; Mamiellophyceae; Mamiellales; Bathycoccaceae
Exons: 1
Coding region: 275-1057 (260 amino acids)
Biological process (GO): maturation of 5.8S rRNA; maturation of LSU-rRNA
Cellular component (GO): nucleolus; preribosome, large subunit precursor
Source: RefSeq, a predicted model, not a curated record